GAGGUACCCGAGCUUCUAAACUCCAGUUAGAGAAGAAUGAUCUAGACCAAUGAAUUUCAUUCUCUCUCCAAUAGGAGGGUUCAAAGUGGGGCUUUCCCAGAUGCUUGAACCACCGUGCUUUCUUGUCCAAGGCCACGGUGAUGCUGUGUCCGGGCUUCUCAGAGUGGUGCCGGUUGGGUUUGAAACGAAACAAGGUAGACCACAGCUGCUGAAGGUAGGGAGAUUGUCAUGGCGUGGGUCGCCUGCGAUCGCAGUCUCUUUCACCCUUGUUCCUUGGGGGGGGCUGGUAUGAUCUUGCUAUUUGGCACCACACGAUCAAAACACCUCAGAAAGAUCAGUCUUUCAACACCUCAGAUCUCCGUCGUUGCGCAGCCUGGCUCCUAGCGCGGGUGGCCAGGACGGCAUAUGCCUGAUGGACGCACAGGAGCUCGACGCCGAGCUCUCCGAGCCCUCCGCCUCGUCCGCUGGCGUGGCACCGGGCUCUUGGCGAACGAAAGGCGGCGGGAAGACCGAAGAAGAGGAGCUGAGCUCCGUGCCAUUUCCUCGGUUCCUCCGGUCUCGACCCGCCAGGGACGAGGACCGAGUUUCGGCGGAGCUCGUGAACCCUGGAAGCAUUUGGCAUCCAGAGCUUUGUGCGCGAGCAUGCAUUUACUUCCAUAGCGGUCGCUGCGACUAUGGUAGCUCAUGUCUUUUCUGCCAUCAUUAUCACGACAAGCGGGCCAUCCACCUGGACAAGCGUAACCGGCAGAUCCUCAAGGACUUGUCCGGCGAAGAACUACUGACCAUCGUUUUGCCAGAGGUCCGAAAGAAACUGGUGGAUUUGUCUGAACGGGAUCCUCGACUGUGGACAGCCGUAGAGCCUCUUCUGGAGGAAGGAUCCCGGCAACCGAGCAUGGCCGAUAGUCGCUUUCGAGCAGCCUUUCGUAGCAUGAUGGUCAGGCAGCAACUCCACGUGGUGUUGCAAAAGUUGCAAAAUGAUGGCAGCGCUGAAUGCCAACGGGUUAAGAAUCUGACCGCGGCAAUCGAGCGGGAGCGCUUGCAAUCAUCCAAGUCAAGCGGAGACCGGGGGCCUGUCCGUUAACCUGGGCCCAUCCUGUUUCGAAGUUCCCUCGGGCCCAGGACGGAAAAGAACAUCAAAGUCGUGGUGAACUGGUU
This is a messenger RNA of Durusdinium trenchii, 1155 nucleotides long. NCBI's taxonomy places the organism in Eukaryota, Dinophyceae, Suessiales, Symbiodiniaceae. The record is from the annotation of a GenBank genome assembly.